This is a messenger RNA of Triticum aestivum (bread wheat), 2411 nucleotides long. RefSeq lists its product as uncharacterized. The transcript has 5 exons. The coding region runs from base 1 to 2268 and encodes 755 amino acids. Lineage: Eukaryota; Viridiplantae; Streptophyta; Magnoliopsida; Poales; Poaceae. The record is from RefSeq and is a predicted model, not a curated record.
AUGGCGCUGGUUGUUGUCGUUCGGCACAGCAGAAGCAGGGUAGGCCAGCGACGAGGGCUUGGGGAGGUCGAUCUGGUCGCCUCCGAGACUUGGGCGCGCCAGAGCUUCGAGCUGGAGGCGGCGGACGACAUCCAUGGCUGCUCCCGGAGCUUCGCCAGAGGCGCGCGGACAAGGCAGGGCACGGGAGCUCGAGUUGGGCCCCUCCCCUCUUGGGGCCUGGGGCGGUCGCCCGUUUUGCCUGGCCUAUGGGCCGACCCUGGAUGCCCCCGCCCGCACGACGAGACGUCGACGGACGUGGCGACACUGCAAGGGAAGCGAUGCCUCGACCGGGACGGGGACUGGUCGCUCAUGCUCGACGAGCUCAACAAUGAGUGCUCGCUCUUUGGCUGCGCGCUCUCCGCGCAAACCCCGCCCGACUGCACCGUCGUGCUCGACUUGGUCAGGGAGAAGUCUCUCCUCCACUGCCGCCCCGGCGACGCCGAGUGGUCCCGCCUCCCCGUGGAGUUCGCCGAGGAGGGGGACGAGUUCGACGGCCCCAUAACCGCCGGCCAGCACGGGAAGCUGUACGCGACGAGCAUGGUAUCCCUGGUGGCCACCGACGCGUCCGGCCCGACGCCGGUGGUUGAGAGGACGGACAUGAGGCACCCGCCAGCGUGCCCCGUGCACGAGGGGUACAAGUGCUACCCGGUGCCAUGCCCUGGCGGCGAGCUCUUCUUGGUGCGUUGCUGCCUCUUUGGCCUCCCGGCGGAGGUGGUGGACGUGAAGGUUUUCCGAUGGAACGAUGAGGACAAUGCGUGGGAGACGGUUGUAACCAUCAGGGAGAGAACGUUCUUCGCCGGCAGGUUUACUUUCGCGGUCCCGUCGGCGGCUGAAGCAGGAACCCGAGUCAACACCAUCCAUGUGCUGCGCUCAGUUUAUGGUGAAUCUCAUAUCUACACUGUGUCUCUCGACGACAUGACCUUAAGGAUGAGUGCAGUCGAGGGAUGCGAUGAUGAUGAUGAUGGCGACCAGGCAUUUUGGGCUCUUCCCACUAGCUUCGGUCUGGUAGCAGCACGAUCCAGCGACACUCCUGGUGGUCUCUCCAAUGAGGUGAUGCAAACAAGAAGUGAACAUUGCUGCAAAGAGGAAGAAAAAGAGGACAUGAUGACGAACUCUGCAGGCGAGAGGCGAUGGUGUGAUUUCCACACUGAUUUGUUGCAGCUACUAGUACCUAAGAUUUCAUUCAUCGAUUUCCUACACCUGAAAGCUGUCUGCAAGCAGUGGAAUUCCAUUACAAGUCCUAUCCAGAAUGCAAAAGUGUCGCCAUUGCUCAUGACAACCCGCCCAGCAGGAGGAGCCAAGGAGGAUGUCCUAGAGGUCUUUGACCCGGUGAGCGAGAAGAAAUACAACAUCAGGGUAAACGUCCCUGCUUCAGGUCUCAAAUCGCAGGGAUCGCAGUUACUACAUUUCACAAAGAACGGCGGGAUCAUCGUGUCCAGAGGCGGCGACCACAUGUUCUUCCUAGUGAACCCAUUCAAGGAUUACCCAAAUGGGGGCCAUGUGAUUGCUCUUCCAGCUCUGGAUCUCCUUGGCCACAAAGGAUUGUCGUUUUCCUCGGUGCCGGGGUCUCCGGACUUCGUGGUCCUCGCCACUAGUUGUACCCCUGAUGACAAAGUUAUCACCAUACAAACAUGGCGAAUGGGAGAUGAAGAGUGGAAGGAAGAAAUCCUAGGCAAUUAUGACGUGCCGUUCUUCAUGUCAUCUCAAAGCCCCGUCUUCCAAGACGGGGUUUUCUAUUUCCUGGACAUCAAUGACAGGCUUGGAGUCGUGGACCCAAAUGAGGACGAGAUGGAGUGGAGGGUCCUUGACAAGCCAGAUCAACCGAUACGUGGAAGCACCGAGGUGCAUCUUGCUGAAUGGGAACACAACUAUUUGGUGGAGUGGAAGGCGGAGCUAGUCGCCAUUUUCAGGGAUAGUGCCGAUGGGUCAGUUAGAAUGUUCAAGCUAGACCGGUCUCAGAUGGUUUGGUCGGAGUUGGAAGUGAUGGAGGACGCGGCCGUGUUCUGGGAUAGGAGAAAUGCUCUGAUUGCUGUGCUGCCCACCGGAGAAGAUUUAUGUAACAAGAUGUCCCUACCGAACUAUAGCGAGACAGACCGUGGCGGCAGGACUCGGAGCUUCUACUCAUUUCGGGAGCAAUGCUACUACCCUUCUUUCAACGCCAAGGAGCCCAUGAACGCCGUAUGGUUUCAGCCAGACUUGAACGCACUUAUGGCGACGACUCACCAGUAGUGCAUGUUAUUUUCUUGUUGACUGAGAGCCUAGCCAGCAGUUCUUGCAAAUUCAUUGCAACAUAGGUAGCUAAGGAACAGGCAACUGUACGGGGGCUAAACAUCUAGUGCUAUAUUGUCGCCAAGCAAGACACCAUGUUUCUU